AAAAAGAAAAACAAAAAAAAAAAAGAAAAAUCUUACUGCCACUAACAGUUGGAGACAAAGACACGUAGGACGUUAUCAACGAAAACUAGCAGUAGCAGGCAGUUGGACCGACCGGCCGGCGGACCAACUGUUUGAGUUGAGUGUGGGAUUGAUGAUGGAGCUGAGUCCUCCCCAACCACCGCGCCUCUCGACGAUUAAUAUAAAAAGUCAAAAAGAAAACGUAGUAAGGGUAUGGGGAGUGAAGCAGAAGAGCAGCAGAAGAAGAAGAGAGAGACAGAGAUGUGAAUGUAAAGGUCAGAUGGGGGGUGGGAAGAUGGUAGUGGAGCUGGUUGGAGCUUUCAACGAGCUCACCGAGAGGAUGAACGUGCUCUCAACCAGUUCCUCACGUUUACUCUUCAAGUCUCUCAAGCUCUCUAUUCCUAUUCUUCAUCAUUUGCCUCUCUUACCUGAUGGUCGCUCUCCUCUUUCUAAGGCCUUGUCUGUUGCUCUUCUUCUCGCCCAUCUUCAGAUGGAUGCAGAAGUUAUUUCGGCUAGCAUCUUGAUACAAGUUUUUGAGGCCGGUGCAAUAUCCAUACGUGAAGUCAGAGAGCGCAUAAGCACCGCUACUGCUCAUCUCCUGAAUGAGAGUUUACGCGUCAAGAGCAUUCCUUCCAGAGUUGAAGUUUUGGAUGAUGAAGGGGCUGCUGCUUUAAGAAAGUUCUGUCUUACCUACUAUGAUAUCCGAGCUGUAAUUCUUGACUUGGCUCUCAAGCUUGAUAUGAUGAGACAUUUGGAUUAUCUCCCUAGAUAUCAGCAACAAAUGCUGUCUCUCCAAGUCAUGAAGAUACACGCCCCCUUGGCUCAUGCUGUGGGAAUUAACUACUUGUCAUUGGAGCUGGAGGACCUCUCAUUCCGCUACCUCUUCCCAUAUUCCUACCUCUAUGUCGAUACAUGGCUACGCAGCCACCAGACAGGAACUAAGUCUCUAAUAGAUAUAUAUGUGGAAGAGCUCCACCAAUCCCUUCAAGCUGAUUCUAUCUUAGCAGACAUGGUGGACAACAUCUCAGUUAAAGGCCGCUAUAAAAGUCGGUUUAGCACAAUGAAGAAGCUCUUGAAAGAUGGUCGCAAACCAGAGGAAGUAAAUGACGUUCUAGGUUUGCGAGUCAUCUUGAAGCCCAAAUCUGGAGUAGAUAUGUCAGAAGUAGGUGAGAAAGCAUGCUAUAGGACUUGCGAAAUUAUUCGAUCUCUGUGGAAAGAAAUGCCACACAGGACUAAAGAUUAUAUUGCUCAGCCCAAAGCUAAUGGAUAUAGGAGUUUACACAUGGCAGUUGAUAUAAGUGACAAUGGCAAGAACAGACCACCAAUGGAAAUUCAAAUAAGAACUAUGGAGAUGGACAUGCUGGCAGUUGAUGGAACAGCAUCCCAUUCAUUAUAUAAGGGCGGCCUUACUGAUCCAGAAGAGGCAAAGCGGCUCAAGGCUAUAAUGAUGGCAGCAGCUGAACUUGCAGCAUUGCGUCUUAGAGAUCUUCCCUCAGCUAAAGGUAUUGAGAUUGACCGAAAUGAUCGUGUAUUUUGUCUUUUUGACAAGAAUGGUGAUGGCCGGAUCAGCAUUGAGGAGCUUAUGGAAGUGAUGGAAGAGCUUGGUGCGCCAGGGGAAGAUGCACGAGAGAUGAUGCAGCUUCUCGAUUCAAAUAGUGAUGGUUCUCUAAGCUCUGAUGAAUUUGAUACAUUUCAGAAACAGGUUGAAUUCAUGAGGGCUUUAGAGGACAGAGAUGAUGAAUACAAGAGCAUGCUGAAUGAGAAACUUAAAAUGGCAGAAAAUAGUGGGUUGAUUCAGGUGUAUAGCAAAGAGCUCGGCAACAGACUGGCAGGGUAGGAGCUGUUAAAUGCAUGGAAGGUUUAUGUAGAAAUACGCAGUCUGUAAAUAAUUUUGUUUAAUUAUGUAUAGUGAUGCUAUGUUGCAUUUUAGCAGUUAGUGUCUGGUUUAAAAAAGAGGGAAGGGGGAAUGGAGCUCGAGACGCAAAGUCAAAGUCGAGAUAACACUAGUAAUGUUUCUGAACCGGGUUCUAGGCUUCUUUUUUCCUUUUCGCCUUAGAAUUGCAACUAUAAGAUUGAAGUAUUGAAAGUCUUUGUAUUGUCUCUCAAGAAGACAUAUUGAUCAUAUGGAUAAACCAGUGGCGCCAUGUGUUAUUUUGUCUUUAUUUAUUUAUUAGGAUGAACAUUUUACA
Molecule: messenger RNA, 2207 nt
Organism: Ricinus communis (castor bean)
Lineage: Eukaryota; Viridiplantae; Streptophyta; Magnoliopsida; Malpighiales; Euphorbiaceae
Product: probable GTP diphosphokinase CRSH, chloroplastic
Exons: 4
Coding region: 152-1855 (567 amino acids)
Biological process (GO): guanosine tetraphosphate metabolic process
Molecular function (GO): calcium ion binding
Source: RefSeq, a predicted model, not a curated record